CUCAUCUAAUUUACUAUUCCACCCGCGAGCCACCAGCCAGUAAAAUUUCACUUUUAUAUGGUCCAGAUUCGCGAGGGAGCGAGAGAUUUCACCAAUAAAUCACGGAAAAUAGAAAUCAGUGCCCGACCGCUGCAACGAUGACGUCUAAGCUGGAGAUCAACGUACGAAGUCUAAUCGCGCAGUGCGAGGAGAUAGUUUCGGCCGAUCAGCAGGACUGGAGACUGAAAAAGUACAUCCGGUCGCUGGAUACGAUGAUCCUGGAGCUGGAGGAACAGUUUGAGAAACCAGAAGAUAAAUUGAUAACGGAGUAUCGAAAUAGAUGUGCCGAGCUGAAGAAGGCCUCCAAUUAUGUCGAACCGUCGCCCGCGGAACAGCGAAGAUUGAAAACCAAAUCCAAAGCAGCGGCUACCGAGUCCGGUGAGGACGUACUGCGCGAGAUUCGUCAGAUUCACGAUCAAAAGUUUCAGAAAGAAAUGCGCAGUGAACUGUUUAACGGUAAUUUUUCCACCAUUCGACGGCGGGCCGGCCAGAAGGUAGCGGAAAAUCUGGAACAAACGGUCAAACAAUACUCGGACAUUCAGGAAAAGAUAGCGGAGGAUAUGCUGAUGCUUACGCGGAAUUUGAAGGAGCAAACCGAAACUGCCAACAAGAUUAUCAAAAAAGACACAGAGAUUGUCAGUAAGUCAUCCAAAUUAUCUGAUCAGAAUAUGUCCUCGCUAACAGCUGAAUCGGCUAAGCUGCAGGAAAGUUCGAAAAAAGCGUGGAAAUGUUGGAUGUGGCUUAUGAUAGGGCUCGUCAUGAUGAUUUUCAUCUUUAUGGUACUAUUUAUGAAGAUUAUGAAGAAAAAAACUUAUUGAUAAUCCAACCGGGAAACUUUCGGACUCUCGCUUUAAAAUGAAGAAAAACGGAAGAAUAAAUUUUACAGUAUUUAACCCACAACCUUUUGAUGGUGGAAAUCAAAGGCAAACACGAUU
Molecule: messenger RNA, 974 nt
Organism: Sabethes cyaneus
Lineage: Eukaryota; Metazoa; Arthropoda; Insecta; Diptera; Culicidae
Gene: Use1
Product: vesicle transport protein USE1
Exons: 5
Coding region: 138-857 (239 amino acids)
Biological process (GO): retrograde vesicle-mediated transport, Golgi to endoplasmic reticulum
Cellular component (GO): SNARE complex; endoplasmic reticulum
Molecular function (GO): SNAP receptor activity
Source: RefSeq, a predicted model, not a curated record